AUGGCUGGCAAGAAGGAGGCUCCCAAAAAGGAGGCCAAAGGGAAGAGGGACAACGGGAAAGGGAAGGCUGGAAAGAAGGGCAAGAAGGAGGAUCCCAGCGAGUCAGAGGAUGCCUCAGAUGCAGAGCUGCUGAAGGAAGAGGAGACCGAGGAGACAGAGGUGGUGGAGGAGGAGAAGCAUGAGGAGGAGGAAGCUGCAGAGGACCCCAAGAAGGGGAAGGGGAAGGGGAAAGAGAAGGAGAAGGGGAAGGAGAAGAAGGCAUUGCCCAAGGCGGGGGUGGCAAUGAAGAUAGGCCGGGGAAAGAAGGUGCAGCUGGAGACGCAGGAGGAGGAGGAGGAGGAGAGUGAUGCCACGACGUCCAAGAAGAACCUGAAGGGCACCUCCAAGAUGAUGAUGGGGCUGGCGGCUGACAAGAAGAAGAAAGGGGCCAAGGGUGCGGAGGCCAAGGCCCAACCCAAAGAGUCCGCGGAACCCGGCCUGGCCAAGGAGGAGGAGGCAGCAGCGCCAAAGACCCGGGCGAAGCGGAGCCUCCGCAGCACUUCAAAGCUCUUCAUGGGCUUCAAGAAGCUGGGGUUGCAUCGGCCCAAGAAGGGGCAGUUCAAGAACACAUCCCGCUUCUUCUGGGGGCUGCAUAAGCAAAGCACCAAGAAGAGGAAGAAGAAGAAGAACAAGGCAGUACUCAAGUCCACCUCCAACCUGAUGAUGCGCUUCAAGCACGUGGGCAAGAAGAGGAAGGAGGAGGAGGCCAAGAAGGAGGCGCCAUCGAAGCCGUCGUUCCUGCUGCUGCGACGGGGCGGGCAGGCUGCCGAGGACGGCGCGCUGCUCUUCCGCCGGUGCCCGGAAAGGAAAUUCAAGCCGCGGGCACGGGUGCUGAGCAAGGCGGCCGCCGCCACGGGCUGGCUGGCCAGGAAGGUGCUCUCACGGCGCGGGCGGCUGACGGGGCUGACGGGGGGCAGCCGGGCGACCGACACGGCCUGGCUGUCCCGUAUCGGUGCCAGGAAGCUGCCGUUCCCUGCGGAAGACGAGAUCCUCAGGCACCGGGCCAACAUGAAGAGGAUCCCUGGCAGCAGCGGGCUGUUGGCCCCUGGCGCUGCGCGGCAGGGCAGCAUGGUGAGGCGUCCGUCCCGGCGGCGCUCCCAGCACGCGCCGGCGGAGCCGCCGGUGCCGCGCUACGGGUGGGCCGAGGAGGAGGACAGAGCCUUCAGCCGCCGGCGUGGCUACGGCAAGGAGGAGGACGCAGCCUACGGCUCCCGCCGUGGCUAUGCCAAGAAGAAAGAUGGAGCCUAUGGGUCCUGGCGUGGCCACCCCAAGGAGGAAGGUGGAGCCUACGGCCCCCAGCACGGCUACGCUGAGGAGGAUGGAGCCUAUGGCCCGUGGCACAGCUACACUGAUGAGGAAGAUGGAGCCUUCAGCCCCCAGCACGGCUACUCCGAGGAGGAAGAAGGCUACAUGCAAAGCCCAGCCUACCCGGCUGGGUACAGGUUUGAGGAUGCGGUGCCGACCCCCUAUGCUGACUACCCUGGCUAUGAAACAGAGGAGGAGGAGGAGUACGAUGCCUAUGGGGGGUUUUGGGAGGAGGGUGACCCACCGGGACAUCCCUAUGGCUACACAGAGCUCGAGGAUGAGGGGCCAUUUGGGGGUGGGUCUCCCCUUGGCCUCUACGACCCCUAUGGCAGCGACCUCGAGUAUGGAGAGGAGGCAGAGGGGCCCUUUGGCUACAGGGGGGACCCCUACGAGGACUUUGGGGAGCCCUUUGCUGGGGGCUACCCCGGCGGGGAGUACCCUGAGCAUCGCAUCCAGUACAGCGAGGGGGGGUGGGCACCGCACUCCCAGUCCUCCUGCAACCCCUAUGCCCUGGGGCUGGAGGAGAUCGCCGAGGGCGAGGAGCCGGAGGAGUGGGAGGAAGAGGAGGAGGAGGAGGAGAAGGACUACCCUUUCUCCAUCCUCAGCGCCUCCUCACUCCGGGGCAUGCGGGAGACUCUCUCCUCCAAGCUCUCCCUCAACAGGAAAUUCAGGCUCUUCCCCCGGCCCCAGGUCAAGCUUUUCGGCAGGGACCGCCUGGACGUUCCCCUCCCGCCGUCUCCCCACCUGCCCGCCGCCCGCGACGAGGACGACUACGACGAGUACGAGCCGCCGCGUCCCCCGGCAGCCCCCGGCCCCGCAGCAUCCCCUGCACGCCGGGUUUCGGCAGCGCGGGCGUGCGGGAGCCCUCUGGGGCAGUUCCUCCAGCGCUCCCUCUCGCAGCCUCAGAGCCACCCGCCGCGGGGUGCAGGGGGAUUGCGGGGGCCCCGCACCCCCCAGCCCUCCUACAGACGCUCCAGCCGCAGGCUGGCGGGGAUGGAGAGCGCCGGUUUGGGGAGCCGGGACCCUUCCCCGCCGGCGGGGCCCUGGGUGCAGCCCCCUCCCCGGGAGCCGGGGGCUGCGCGGCGGCCGUCGCUCCGCAACCCCUUCGCCAACCCCGGGCGCUCCCCAUCGCCACCGCCAGCCCGUCCUCGCCCCGGCAGCACACGGGGCGAGGGGUCGCUGCGAUCCCUCCGUGCCAGCCUCCGGCGCUUCAACCCCGAGCCCCCCGCUCCGCCGCCGGCCGCCCCCCGCUCACCGGGGCCCGCGGGGGGGAGGCGUUUAGGGGGCCCCGCGGCGGGGUCGGGGAGACCCCUGUCAACGCGGCGAAGCAGCCCCCCCGGGCUGCCGCUCCCCCAGGCCUGGCCACGGCUUCCCGAGCCCCCCACCAAGGCGGUGAAGCCGCUGCAGAGGACCCCCUUCCUGGCACCGUCCUCCCGCCCCGGCAGCCGUCGCCUCGGCCGCCCCGGCCCCUCCUGGGAUGAAGAACUGCCCCCCUGGCAGGGAGCCCCGCGGGGUCUCGCCGGGGUGCCUCCCCCGCCCAGCCCCGCUCCCAGCACCCCCAAAAGCUUCAUCCAGCGCAUCGGGCAGCCCCUUGCUGGGAUGGCCCCCCACACCCCGCCGGCCAGGCCGUCUGCGGAAGCAGGGGGGCACAGCCCCUCCUCGGGGCGCUCCGUGGGGCAGUCCCUCGCAUCGCUGCUGGUCAGGAGCAUGGCCUCCACCAAAGCCCCCCCAUCCUCACCACCCUCCCGCCACCCCUCCACCCGCUCGCCCUCCUUGCCCCGGCGCCCAUCCCGGCGGGACGGGAGCACCCGCAGGUCACCGAGCCCACCGUCGGGGCGCCGGGGCUGGGCCGACGCCGGGCACCCCGUCCCCCCCUCCAACCCGCGGGGCAACCGGAGCCCUUCACCGCAGCGUCGCGCCGCUUUCCCACCCCCACACGGACGAGCCCCCGGCUCCCCUGUCGGCCCCCGCCACGGCGCUCGGCCCCCGGAGCCGGCAGAGCCCGUCGAGGGCGAAGGGGCGGCCGGGGAGGAGGGUGCGGGGCGCUACGCGGUGGUGACGCCGCAGGUGCAGAGGUUGGGCUCCUUCCGGCGCGCGUCCCGCAUGUACAAGCAGCACUGGUCCACGCAGCACGUCGUGCGGGUGCGGGAGAUGCCCGACGCCUGGACGGCAGAGCAGGGCCCCCCCCAGCAGCCCACCCAGCGCGGCCGGCGGUGGGCGAGCCAGCGGAGAGCCGACAUCGCCCGAUACCUGAGCCAGCGCUCGCCGGGGGGCGGCUGGCGGGACAGGCACCCCUGGGCAGACGGGUACCUGGGCACCAAGCAGCCCUGGCGCACCAAGAUGCAGUCUCUGUGCAGCCUGCCCAUCGUGCGGUACCAGGAGCCACAGGAGGAGGACGGGCUGGAGGACAUGACCCAGCUGGAAGACCUCCAGGAGGCCGCAGUGCUGAACAACAUCCGGACACGGUUUGAGCGCCAGCUCAUCUAUACCUACAUCGGCAGCAUCCUGGUGUCAGUGAACCCGUACCGGCUCUACAACAUCUAUGGGACGGAGCAGGUGCUGCAGUACGAAGGCAGAGCCCUGGGGGAGAACCCACCGCACCUCUUUGCCAUCGCAAACGUCGCCUACUCCAAAGUGAUGGAUGCCAAACACAACCAGUGUAUCAUCAUCAGUGGGGAGAGUGGGUCAGGGAAGACCGAAGCCACCAAGCUGAUCCUGCGCUACCUGGCAGCCGUCAGCCAGAAACGCAGCACUGCCCCGCAGAUAGAGAUCCUGGAGGCGACCCCCUUGCUGGAAUCCUUCGGCAACGCCAAAACCGUGAGGAAUGACAAUUCCAGCAGGUUUGGGAAAUUUGUGGAAAUCUUUCUGGAAGACGGCUUGAUCUGCGGUGCCAUAACCUCGCAGUACCUGCUGGAGAAGUCCCGUGUAGUCUUCCAGGCCAAGAGUGAGCGCAACUACCACAUCUUCUACGAGAUGCUGGCAGGGCUGCCCGCCCAGCAGCGCCAGCGGUACUGCCUGCAGGGUGCCGAGACCUACUACUACCUGAACCAGGGUGGGAACUGCGAGAUUCCCGGCAAGGACGACGCGGAGGAUUUCCGCCGGCUGCUCAACACCAUGGAGGUGCUGAGCUUCAGCGUGGACGAGCAGAACAGCAUCUUCCGCAUCCUCUCCUCCGUCCUCCACCUGGGAAACGUCUACUUUGAGAAAUACGAGACCGACUGCCAGGAGGUGGCCACGGUGGUGAGUGCCACGGAGAUCCGGACGGUGGCUGAGCUGCUGCAGGUGUCCCCCGAGGGCCUGCAGAAAGCCAUCACCUUCAAGGUGACGGAAACGCUGCGGGAGAAGAUUUUUACCCCUCUCACUGUUGAAAGCGCCGUGGAUGCCAGGGAUGCCAUUGCCAAGACCCUCUACUCCCUGCUCUUUGGCUGGCUCACAGACCGCAUCAACAAGCUGGUGUACCCACGGCAGGAGGCCCUCUCCAUUGCCAUCCUGGACAUCUACGGCUUUGAGGACCUCAACUUCAACAGCUUCGAGCAGCUGUGCAUCAACUACGCCAACGAGUACCUGCAGUUCUUCUUCAACAAGAUCGUCUUCCAGGAGGAGCAGGAGGAGUAUCUCCGGGAGCAGAUUGAGUGGAAGGAGAUCCCCUUCAGCGACAACCAGCCCUGCAUCGACCUCAUCUCCCAGAAGCCCUACGGCAUCCUCCGGAUCCUGGAUGACCAGAGCUGCUUCCCCCAGGCCACCGACCACACGUUCCUCCAGAAGUGUCACUACCACCAUGGGACAAACCCGCUCUACACGAAGCCCAAGAUGCCACUGCCUGAGUUCACCAUCAAGCACUAUGCAGGGAAGGUGACCUACCAGGUUCACAAAUUUUUGGAUAAAAACUAUGACCAGGUCCGUCAGGAUGUGCUGGACCUGUUCAUCAGCAGCAAGACCAAGGUGGUGGCCAACCUCUUCUUUGGCCACGCCCAGGUGUUGGCCCGGCAGAGGAGCCUCAUCCGGAGGAGCAGCACCAGGACACGGCGGUACAAGGCUCCCACUGUGGCCGCCCGCUUCCAGCAGUCGCUCCUGGAGCUGGUGGAGAGGAUGGAGAGGUGCAACCCCUUCUUCGUGCGCUGCCUCAAACCCAACAACAAGAAGGAGCCAGGGCUCUUCGAGGCUGACGUGGUCAGCAGCCAGCUGCGCUACUCGGGCAUCCUGGAGACCAUCCGCAUCCGCAAGGAGGGCUUCCCCAUCCGCAUCCCCUUCCUCGUCUUCAUCGACAGGUACCGCUGCCUCGUCGACAUGUGGUCCAACAUCAUUCCCAAUGGAGCCAACUGCGUGGAGAUGCUGAGGAAUCUCUGCACCGUUAACCCCGGCAUGUACUACGUUGGCGUCACCAAGCUCUUCCUUAAGGAGCAGCUGUAUCAGGUACUGGAGAGCAAGCGAGCCCGUGCCCAUCACCUGGCCGCGCUCACGCUCCAGCGCUACGCUCGCACCUUCUUCAUCAAGCGGCGCUUCCGCUCCCUCCGCCGCAAGAUCGUCCUCCUGCAGACCCGGGCACGGGGAUACCUGGCCAGGCAGCGGUACCGGCGCAUGCGGCACACGCUCAUCAAGUUCAGGUCGCUGGUGCAUAUCUACGUGAACCGCCGGCGGUACCUCAAGAGGAAGGAGGAUGCUCGCCGGCGGGCUGAGGAGGAGAAGGAGAGGAUGAAGGAGGAGCUGACACGGAGGGAGGUGGUGGAUGUCACCCACCUGGAGAUCCCGGCCGAGCUGAUGGGACUGCUGGAGGCCGCUGCAGCCGCCCAGGAGGUGAACACCGGCUGCGUGGUCCUGGUGCCACCGCCAGCACUGCAGCCUGACUCCAAGCUCACCCUCCCGCUCGACAUCAACGACUACCCCAUGGCCAAGUACGUGCGGGGCCACUUCCAGGAACCGGCGUUCGGGAUGCUGACGGCCCCGCUGAAGGCCCCCCUCACCUGGCUGGACGAGGAGCUGUGCCACGAGGCACUCAGCAUCUUCCAGCUGAUCCUGCGGUUCAUGGGGGACCCGGGGCUGGGCGGCCUACAGGAGACCCUCUUCGGCAACUACAUCGUGCAGAAGGGGCUGUCGGUGCCAGGGCUGCGGGAUGAGCUCCUGGCACAAGCUGCCAACCAGGUCUGGCGGAACACCAACGUCAACAACGAGGAGCGGGGCUGGCUGCUGUUGGCCACCUGCCUCAGUGCCUUCCCCCCGUCCACCACCUUCGACAAGUACCUGCUCAAGUUUGUCUCUGACUAUGCCUUUGCUGGCUACAAGCCAGUGUGCCAGCGCAAGCUGAUGCAUGCCAUGGCCCAGUCCCAGCUGGGCACGGCAGCCGCCCGCACCUUCCCGCCCUCGCUGCUGGAGUGGACGGCAAACCGGCAGCAGGCCAGCAUGGCCCUUGACCUGCACUGCUUCAACGGUGACCAGUUCUCCUGCCCCAUCCACUCCUGGAGCACGGGUGAGGACCUGGCAGGGGAUGUCCUGAAGCACAGGGGGCUGGCAGAGGGCUGGCGUGGCUGGUCCGUGGCCAUGAAGGUGGGUGCCCAGUGGGCCGAGCUGGCUGGCCAUGACUAUGUCCUGGACCUCAUCUCCGACCUCGAGCUGCUCCGGGGCUUCCCCAGACAGAAAUCCUGCUUCCUCAUCGCAUGGGAUGGGACUGAGAGCCUCGGCAGGGACAGCCGGGUGGUGCUGGGACAUGGGUUGGAUUUGGAUGAGGUGCCUCCUCCUCCAGCUGUGAAAGCCCCCACGCUGCCCUCCACAGAGAUGUACCACCCCCAUGAUGGGGAAUUUGGGGAGCCACGCAGCCAGAAGGGUCUGGACCGGUACCUGGACAGCCUCUUCGAUCCAGUGCUCUCCUACGGCAAUGGGGAGCUGGAGAAGCCGGCCAUCCUCUCACAGAGGAUGAAGGGAGGAGGUGGCGUGGGAGGGGGGGACAGUGGCAGUGAUGCCAAUCGGAGUGGACCCCCUGUUCCUGCGGAGAUGCGUCAGCCGAGGGGCACAGAGCCAGCCCUGUCCCCGCAGAGCCGGCCAGAUGCCAACCAGCCACCUGGACUCCUGGGCAGAGCAGAGGAGGGGACACCACCUUGCACCCCCCAGCCCCGGCCCUACUCGCAGAAAGCCGCAGCCAUGGGGCGGCGGUGGCCGGGAGAGCUGGUGCGGCAUUCCCGGCUCAACUCGGAGCAUUUCCCACGGCCCACACACGACAUCCGGAACAUCAUCCGGCAGUGCCAGCCAGCCCUGCGCAGCUCCCAGGCCCCCAGUAAGCUUUUUGGGAAGAAGGUGGACCCCCACGAGGAAGCCAUGCAGAUCCUGAAGGAACAGCUCUCGGCAGCCCCGGUGCCAACGGCUGUGGGGCCCAAGGAGGUGGUGGCCACGGUGAAGCCGGUGCCCAGUGCCAGGUACCAGCUAAGAGCACCCACGGGGCGUCCAGCGGCCACCCGGCCCCCAGUCUCUGUCUCUCGGGAGCUCCCAUCUGAGGCACAGCAAGUCCAGACCCAGCUGCACCGGAGCUGCAGUGAGGACUUCUACACCUACCACAACGUGCCCUGGAAAAUAUUCAUCCGGAAGGAGGUUUUCUACCCUAAGGACAGCAUCAACAACCCACUGCUGCUCGACCUCAUCUUCAGGCAGAUCUUCAACGACGUGCUGUCUGACACCUGCAUCCGGAUCAGCCAGGAGGAGCGGCUCCAUUUGAAAUCCCUCUUUGCUGAAAACAAGCUGGACUCCUUCAGCCCUGUGGCCACCGAGAGCGUCAAGAGGGAGAUCGUCGCUGCGGCCCGGGAUGGCUGUGAGGUGUAUUUCUCCCGUCUCUUCCCUGCCACGGGCAGUGUGGGGACGGGUGUGCAGAUCCUGGCCGUGUCCCACGCCGGCAUCAAGCUGUUGCGGCUGGUGAAGGGCACCAACGUCCCCGGGGAGCAGCUGCGGGUGCUGCGGGCGUACAGCUACGCCGACGUGCUCUUCGUGACCACCCCAUCCAGGAACAUGCUGGAGUUCAACCUGCGCAGCGAGAAGCUCAUCCUCUUCUCCCCCAAAGCCCCCCAGGUCAAGGUCAUGGUCGACCACUUCAUCACAGAGCUCAGGAAGGACUCCCAGUAUGUGGUGGCUGUCAGGAACUACAGCCCAGAGGAUGGGGGACAGCUCAGCUUCCACAAAGGGGACAUCAUCCACCUCCAGUCGCUGGAGCAUCCUGAGAGAGACUACUACUAUGGCUGUGUGGUCCGCAAGAAGGUGAUGUACCUGGAGGAGCUGAAGACAGGCACCCAGGACUUCGGGUGGAAGUUCGGGGCCAUCCAUGGCAGGCCAGGGCUCUUCCCUGCCGAAUAUGUCCAGCCCGUCGCAGCGCCUGACUUUGUCCAUUUGCCUGCGGAGAGGAAGGAGGAGCCCAGGGACAAGCAGGGCAGGGUGGCAGCUUCGGCGGCCGUGGCCGUGGCCGUGGCCUCCACUGCUGCCGCCCAGGAGCUGGACCGGAAGGCCGAGGUGUCCCCGGCCAGUGCCACCUUUGCGGAGGGUCUGGAGGGAGACGGUGUCGAGCAGCUCAGGGAUGUCACAGGGACCUGCCCCAUGCUGGCCUUUGCCCAGCGGCAUUUCCGUGCGGCACGACAUGGGACCAUGGAUUCCUGUGGGACAAAGGCCAGGAGGGAUGUGCCCAGUGUGCUGGAGAUGCUGACGUUCACCAAGAUCCCCAUUCAGGAGUCACUCAUCGAAUUUGUGGAUGGUGGCAUCAACAAACUGGCUGCUGAGGCUUUCCAAGCUGUGAUGAAGUUCAUGGGCGACCACCCUCUGCGGGGGCAGACGGAGCUGGACGCUGUCUGCACCAUCCUCAAGCUCUGCGCGGAGCACGAGGUCCUGCGGGAUGAGGUGUAUUGCCAGAUCAUCAAGCAGAUCACCAACAACACCAGCUCCAAGACGGACAGCUGCCAGAAGGGCUGGAGGCUGCUCUACAUCCUCGCUGCCUACUACAAGUGCUCCGAGGUGCUCCGGCCCUUUCUCCUGGCCUUCCUGCAGGACGCUAGCAGGCACCCGGAGCUGCCCUUCCAUGGCAUCGCCAAAGCCUGCGAGCAGAACCUGCGGAAAACCCUGCAGUUCGGCGGCCGCAGCAUCUUCCCCAGCAGCAUGGAGCUCAAGGCCAUGGUGGCCGGACGCAGCGCCAAGCGGCAGCUCUUCCUCCUGCCCGGUGGCAUCGAGAGGCACCUCAAGAUCAAGACGUGCUCGGUGGCUCUGGAUGUGAUCGAGGAGCUGUGCUGUGAGAUGGGGCUGCAGCAUCCAGAGGCUUUGGAGGAGUACAUCCUCUUCGUGGUGACCAACAGAGGGCAGAGUGUGCGGCCACUGACCCGCCGGGAAUAUGUCCUGGAUGUGGCUGCUGAGACGGAGCGCCGGGACACCAGCUACACCUUCUGGUGCCGCCGCGUGGUCUGGAGCCAGCCCCUCAAGUUCGACAACGAGCUCUACGUCACCGUCCACUACAACCAGGUGCUCCCUGACUACCUCAAGGGGCUGUUCACCGUCCUGCCACCCUCGAGGCCGGGAGAGCAGCACUUCCCACACGUGGCCAAGCUGGCUGCCCUCCAGCACCGAGCCAAGGACCACCACCACCUCCCCACUGCGCGGGAGAUGCAGGACUACGUCCCCCCACAGCUCUUCUGCCUGCUGAAGCCCCAGUCCUGGCUGCAGAUGGUGACCCAGCACGUCCAGCAAGCCAAGGCCCUCAGCGCCCACCAGGCCAGGGCACAGUUCCUGGGGUUGCUGAGUGCCUACCCCAUGUUUGGCUCAUCCUUCUUCUACAUCCAGAGCUGCAGCAACAACGCCAUCGUCUCGCCCUGCAUCCUGGCCGUCAACCAGAACGGCCUCAACUUCCUCAGCAAGGAGACCCACGAACCCAUCGCCAAGUUCUCGCUGAACGAGAUCCAGUCCACGCGGACGCAGCGGCCGACGGCCGGAUCCAGCUAUCCCUACGUGGAGAUCACGCUGGGAGACCUCCUGGCCCAGGGCAUCACCCAGCUGCAGCUGGAGCAGGGCCUGGAGCUGUGCCGGGUGGUGGCCGUGCACAUGGAGAGGCUGCUGGGCGCCCGGGAGAAGCGGCUGACGCUGCCGCCCAGCGAGAUCACCCUGCUCUGAGCCCGCCGCGGCAC
Molecule: messenger RNA, 10478 nt
Organism: Corapipo altera (White-ruffed manakin)
Lineage: Eukaryota; Metazoa; Chordata; Aves; Passeriformes; Pipridae
Gene: MYO15A
Product: myosin XVA
Biological process (GO): signal transduction
Cellular component (GO): cytoskeleton; myosin complex
Molecular function (GO): protein binding; cytoskeletal motor activity; ATP binding
Source: RefSeq, a predicted model, not a curated record